Molecule: messenger RNA, 892 nt
Organism: Parus major (Great Tit)
Lineage: Eukaryota; Metazoa; Chordata; Aves; Passeriformes; Paridae
Gene: CACNG1
Product: calcium voltage-gated channel auxiliary subunit gamma 1
Exons: 4
Coding region: 168-848 (226 amino acids)
Biological process (GO): calcium ion transmembrane transport; regulation of calcium ion transmembrane transport via high voltage-gated calcium channel
Cellular component (GO): L-type voltage-gated calcium channel complex; membrane
Molecular function (GO): calcium channel regulator activity; voltage-gated calcium channel activity
Source: RefSeq, a predicted model, not a curated record
AAAACAACCCGGGUGGGACGGGGCCGAAAGCUGAGCUGUGCGUUGGGAUCCUCCUGACACAGCCCAGCAGCUGCCUGCAGCCCCGGGACUGACAUUUCCAGGCACUCAGAUGAGCCAGGAUUUCGGGAGCCCUCGCGAAUCCCCCGCGAGCGCCGGUCCGGAGCGAGAUGGACGAGAGCAAACCCCUGAAGGUCCGGCUGACGUUCUCCGUCAUCCUGGUGGGCAUCUCACUGCUCUUCGCAGCCGUAGUGACUGACCACUGGGCCGUGCUCAGCCCCAGCCUGGAGAAAAACACCACCACCUGCGAGGCGGCUCAUUUCGGGCUCUGGAGACUCUGUACCAAGAGGAUUUUCAUGCAGGAGCAAGGCGCCAAGGAGAGGAUCUGUGGGCCCAUCAGCCUGCCAGGAGACCACAACUGCUCCUACUUCAAGCACUUCACGCCAGGAGAGACCUCAGAGAUAUUUGAAGUAACCACCCAGAAAGAGUACAGCAUUUCAGCUGCAGCCAUUGCCAUCUUCAGCGUUGGCUUUGCGAUCAUCGGGACGAUCUGCGUCCUCCUGUCCUUCAGGAAGAAGAGGGAUUAUCUGCUGAAGCCAGCAUCCAUGUUCUACACCUUCGCAGGUCUCUGCAUCAUCAUCUCUGUUGAAGUCAUGAGACAAUCCGUGAAGAGGAUGAUUGACAGCAAGGAGACAGCCUGGAUCAAGUACAGUUACUCCUGGUCCUUCGCCUGUGCCUGCGCCUCCUUUGUGCUGCUCUUCGUCUGCGGCAUCGCUCUCCUCCUCAUCGCGCUGCCCCGCUUCCCCCAGAACCCCUGGGAGACCUGCAUGGAUGCAGAACCAGAACACUGAUGUUCCCUGCACCCAUAAAAAAUACCCAGAAAGUGCUCUGAAAA